AUGAAAAGGGAUAGGAACCAACAUGCAGGUGAAGGGAAAGGGAAGAGAAAAAAGAAUGACCAUGGUGAUAGGGUUGAUGUGGUAGGGCGAAAUGGGUCUAGAAAAGAAGCUGCGCCAGGAGGGGGAAAAAGUGGAACUCAAAAAAGUGGGAAGGACAUGGAAAUGUUUAAUCCGCAACUUAGCGCAAGGGAGUUGAAAAAAAUACAGUACUACGAAAAUAUGUUUAAGAAAAUGGAACGGAAAAGGGAGGAGCAGCAGAAUGAGGGGGAAAAUAAAGGGAAGAGCAAGAAUAGCAACUCCAGGAGAACGAAAGGGGAUACAGAGCUGAGUACCAGGGGGAAGGAGGAAGAAUCCAGUGCAGUGGCACAUGAAGGGGCAGGAGAAGUGGACGGAGAAGCAGUCGUUAGGGAGGAAAAAGGAGACGACACUAAGAAGAGUGGCCUGAAAGGAACUGCCAAGGGUAAUAACCAAAAAGUUGGGAAAAAUGCGAAGGACGCGAAGGAUGCGAAGGAAGCGAAAGAUGCGAAGGAUGCGAAGGAUGCGAAGGAAGCGAAAGAUGUGAAGGAAGCGAAACAGAAGGCAAAGAAAGACAACCCAAAGGCACAUCCAAGAGAGACAUGUGCAUAUACAAUCGACAAGGAGAAGGAAGAUGACUCUCAGUCGAUGGACGGUAACCAACGCGGCAAGAAUAAUAAAUACGGAAAAGUAGAAAAGGCGCAAAUGAGAAUUAAGGAAGAGGAGUUAAGGGUAGACAAAGAUAUUUGUACGAAAAUGAGGGAAGGGAGCCAGAAGGCUGUUACGUUGAAAGGAAAGAAGUGCUUAGAGAAUUCGAAACGCGUUGUGAGUGAUAAUGAGGGAGGAGGAGAAGAUGAUGAGUUGCACAAUGUGGAGAGGAAGAACAACCCCACACGUGGUCAUACGUACAACGAUCAGAGAAGUGCUUCUCCAAAGCAUUAUACAUAUAAGAAGAACGGAAUGGCAAAAGGAGGAAAAGUGGAUAGGUUAAAGGAAGAAAAUAGAGAAAGUAGUGUAAGGCAAAAAAUGGAUGAAGAAAGGGAACAUGAAUCAGACCACGAUGUAAAUUACGAUAAUGAUCCGGAAGAAAUGACAAACUUUAAAGGGAAGAGGAAAAUGUACACAGAAAGGGAAAUGGGAAAAAGGGUUUUAAAGAUUAAGAGGAGCUUCUCGGUUAGGUCAAAUAUAAAUGAAUAUUUUUUCGACACAAGUUCGAUAGAGUUGAUGAGCGAUAAUGACCCCAGUGGGUAUGGAAAGGAAGAACAGAAUUCAGAAAAUGACAAUGAAAAGAAGCCAACCUUUAGUUACAAGAGGAAAAAACUCUUACAGUUGUUAACGCGUACAGAUGGUAAAGACAAUGGCAUUAUUCACCCCUUGGGUGUGACGAAUAAUGCCAGUAGUAGUAAUAACACCGAGGGGGGGAAUUACAACUUGGCCGAUUCGGAAAAAUGGCUAAUAUGGAAAAAUAAGGAAAAGUAUAAAAUUCGUUUCGCUUCGAAUAAUAACAGCAAGAAGAGAAACAAAUGGCACAUAGUACGGAGUUAUCAUAUUUCUCACAGUGAAGCAAAUGAAAAUGUCGACAUGCGUCCAAAUGGUAAAGAAAAUGUGGUUGAUCAGCAAAUGAAUAUGAUUGACGCAUCAAAUGGCACAGACUAUUUUACUAACGGGGUAAAUGUACCCACAAGGAAGAAAUUAUUUUGUGAAAAAAAAUGUCACGGAAAAAUUGCACAAGGUAGUAGCACCACAAAUAUGAUGAUACAUGCUAAUAAAACAUUUGAUGUAAAUUGUUGCAUUAAAAAGUAUCUUGAUAAUAUGCGAUAUACAAAUUUAAAAAAAUUAAAAAAAGUGAACAGAAGCAAUUUAAAGUUGUAUGUGGAGGGGUGUACAAAUUUUUUAAAUUUUGACAAGGUGGAUAGUGCCAUCCUGUCCAUGCGGAAAUUUCAGGAGGCACUCCAGCGGAAGGGUGGAGUAGGAGGUAGUGAAGAGAAAGGCUCAGCGCCUUUGUAA
Molecule: messenger RNA, 2022 nt
Organism: Plasmodium knowlesi strain H
Lineage: Eukaryota; Apicomplexa; Aconoidasida; Haemosporida; Plasmodiidae
Product: conserved Plasmodium protein, unknown function
Exons: 1
Coding region: 1-2022 (673 amino acids)
Source: RefSeq, a predicted model, not a curated record